AUGGCCACGUUUGCCGCCCACGUGCUGAAGGGCCAACCACCGGAGUACGGAUUUCUUCGCCGCAAGCUCAAAAUUUCCAGCCCUGACAUGACGGUGGAACCCGUGUGUAGCGAGGUGUUGAUGGAGGAGCAGACUCUCUCCAUCGAAGAGAGUUACAAGCAGAUCACCAGCGAUGCAUCUGCUUUCUUGGGCGCUGUCAACACCAUCGUGGCUACAACGGGGGUCAACGGGAAGGAAGGCAAAGGGGGAAGGGAGCAGACGGACAAGAAGAAGGAUGGAAAGCGGGAGAAGAAGCGAGCCCCCUUCAAGGGGCGCUGCUACAACUGCAAUGAGGAGGGGCACAUGGCUGCCAAGUGCCCCAACAAGAAGAAAGAUACAACGCCCGCGGCAGCCGCGAACGUAGCUGAAGGAGACGGGAAGGGCGUGGCGCUCACCGUUGCGUGUUCGGCUGCAAAGUUCCUUGACUCAGGAUGCUCCCAACACAUGACCGGCCGCAAGGAGUGGUUCACGGUGAUCCGUGACCCAUCCGCAACGAAAUCAGUCAAAGGGUUUGAUGGUUCUAUGCAGGAAGUUGCCGGUGUUGGUGAGGUUUUGCUGGAGGGCACUAACGGCUUGCGUGUGACCCUACAUGAUGUCCUCUUUGUGCCAGGAAUGAAGGCUAACUUGGUCUCCCCUGGGCAGCUCUUGGACAAGGGAGCAAAGCUGCAAACCGAGGAAGGUGUCACUUGCAUCAUCGCAUCAGGAGGUCAAGUGGCUGCAACGGCACGAUACCGCCAUCGCCUUCACUGCCUUGACCUUAAACCAGGGCCAGCAAGGAACGGUGCAGCGGCUGCAGCGGCAUGCAAUGGCACGGCGGCUGCAACGGCAUGCACCAAUAUGGCGGGUGGAGCGGCGAGCUACAGCACAGGGGCUGCAGCAGCAUGCAACGGCACGGCGGCUGCAGCGGCAAGCAAUGGCACGGCAGCUACAGCGGCAUGCAAUGACACGGCGGCUGAGGUGGCAUGCAACGGAAUGCCUAAGGCAUUUGCUGAGUGGACAGCCACAAACAGUGGCAUGCUAGGCAUGGACCUAGAGAAAGGAGGGGAGGACACGUCGAGCGCCUCCUCCCAAGAAGCCAAACUCACUCAUCAAACGCUUCCGCUGCCUGACGAGCGAGAGGGGGAGGUUCUUGGGAUGGUCCAUGGCCUUGGGCAGAAUCAACCGCCGUCACGUACCGUCAUCAUAAUCCCAGUGCCGUCCGUGCAAGGGGGCGAACAACCGUUUGAUCGUCCGGUUGACCCUGCGGGCAGCAACGCAACCAUGGCUCCGCCAGCUCUCUGUCCAUCCUUAGCUGCUGACUUGGCACCUGUGGGACCAGAGGUUGGUCCCUCUGCGGAUGAAAGUCGUGCAGCUGAUGAAGAUAAGGAAGGAGAGGCAACGGACCUGAAAUCAGCGGCAACUCAUGGGAAGGACCCCAUACCCACGGUUCCGCCCCUCCAGCCCACUCCCCCACACCCAUGUCAUUCUAGCAGGUCCAACAAGGGCAUGCCACCUGUUUGGCUUCCCGCAUCCACCAUGACGGCCUCGGAUGCGGUUGAUGGCAACAACAUGUACGGCAUUGCAUUCCUUGCAGGAGGUGCUUAUGGCACAGACAUCUACUAUGAUGUGGAGUACUUGGAUGAGGCUGAUGAGGAGGAAGGGGGAUUGAGGAGCAUCAUCGUCAACCUCGGAGUAACCUUGACCGGACCUGAAGGCAUGGUGGUGGACAAAGGUCUCCUCGUGGUGGAAUACAUGUCAUCCACGGAAGGCUAUCUUGGUCUGCAGAUUGUGCGCGACCACCCCAACAAAACACUCCUCCUUCACCAGAAUGCGUACGUGGCAAAGGUGCAGCAGCGGUUCUUCAAGGGGGCGCCACCAAAGAAGCAGCCGAUCACUCCUCUCUCCUCUGCCAGCUUUGCCAAGCAGGAUGCCGGGCAGUUUGCCAACCGUACCAUGAGCGAGUACUUGUCAAUUCUCGGCAUGGACCGAUGCGCAUUGGCAUGA
This is a messenger RNA of Closterium sp. NIES-65, 2022 nucleotides long. Lineage: Eukaryota; Viridiplantae; Streptophyta; Zygnematophyceae; Desmidiales; Closteriaceae. The record is from the annotation of a GenBank genome assembly.